Messenger RNA from Rhincodon typus (whale shark), 2268 nucleotides. Its product is annotated as gastrula zinc finger protein XlCGF8.2DB-like. Lineage: Eukaryota; Metazoa; Chordata; Chondrichthyes; Orectolobiformes; Rhincodontidae. The transcript is spliced from 2 exons. The record is from RefSeq and is a predicted model, not a curated record. Bases 342 to 1436 code for a protein of 364 amino acids.
AGAACUAUUUUGGGAAAGAGGAGUCUCGUAUGGCCCAGUCACCAAUCGGUAACGGAGAAGUUAGUGGCGGUACAAUAAGUGGAGUAUGAAAUUGGAAGGUUUUUACUGAACAAUCCACAGGCUGCACAUCUCCGAGACAGACCACAGGAGAACAGUGCGCACGCGCGGUGAUUGUCCGUGCACUGAAGGAGCUCCGGAAGGGAAGCUGGCUUUUCCUCGGAUGAACAAACGUGUCAUAGGUUAUUACAAGGGGAGGAGUUGCAGUUCCAGUGAACCAAUCAUCACAUCAGGAUCCAACAAUCGCUCAAUUUUUCACAAUUUGAUAUUAUUGCGUUUUGAAUAUGGAAGGAAAGAAGAUUAUGUACAGUGAGGAGAAACUGUACAUUGCUUCAGCUAACCUGUCAAUAUCCAGUCACACUGGGGAGAACCCAUGGAAACGUGGGGACUGUGGGGAGGAAUUCAGACAUUCAUCUGAGUUACAAUCUCAUUGGCACAGUCAUCUUAGGGAGAAGCUAUUUACCUGCUCCAAGUGUGGCAACGGAUUCAUUCAGUCAUCCAGUCUGCUGGAUCACCAGGGAGUUCACAGUGAUGUGAGAUCUUUUAAAUGUUCACACUGUGGGAGCUUAUAUAAAAGUUUCAAAGAACCGAUACAGCAUGAACAUGUUCACACUGACAUCCGACCAUUCAGGUGCUCUCACUGUGGGACUGGAUUCAGGCGAUCAUCUCAUCUCACUGUACACCAGCGAAUUCACACCGGGGAGAGACCAUUCAGCUGCUCAGAAUGUGGGAAGGGAUUCAUUCAGUCAUCUGACCUACUAAUACACCAACGAACUCACAGUGGGGAGAGACCAUUCACCUGUUCAGAUUGUGGGAAGGGAUUUACUCAUUCAUCGACCCUUCUGACACACCAGCGAGUUCAUACUGGGGAGAAACCGUUCACCUGCUCCAAGUGCAGGAAAGGAUUCACUCGGUCAUCCUAUCUGCUGACACACCAGCGGGUUCACACUGGAGAGAGACCAUUCACAUGCUCCACGUGUGGAAAAGGAUUCACUCAGUCAUCCAACCUGCUGAAACACCAGCGUGUUCAUACUGGGGAAAGGCCAUUCACUUGCCCUGAGUGUGGGAAGGGAUUCACUGAUUCAUCCAAUUUGCUGAGUCACCAACGAGUUCACACAGACGAGAGACCUUUUAAAUGCACAAAGUGUGAGAAGUGCUUUCAACGUUCCAGGGACUUAAUGCGGCAUCAUCGUGUUCACACUGACGAGAGAUCAUUCAGGUGCUCUCAGUGUGGCACUGAGUUCAGGCGAUCAUCUCAGCUGAUUGCACAUCAGCGAGUGCACGCUGGCGAGAGGCCAUUCACUUGCUCCCAGUGUGGGAAGGCAUUCACUCGUUCAGCUGCCUUGCUGAGACACCAACGAGUUCACGAAUUCCUGUAAUUAAUCGAAUUUUGCUGUUCAUCACAUCCACGACUGACCAAUGUUUAUUGGGGCGUGUAUCUGUUAUGGCUGAAUAACUGCAUCCUAGUUAAAAGAUUAAAACUCUGGACAAAAAUCAAAUAUAUCUGCUUUUGGACAGAGUUUUGAAUCUUUUUGUACCUCUAUGAUACAUUUCUCUCUCUCUCUCCCCUGCCUGCUCCAUCUUCACCUGCAAGAAUAAGUGUGAGGAGUUCAUGAACUCUUUAUCAUUAAGAUUGAGGCAAUUUCAUCAGCUGCCUGUACCAUUCCCCCUCAUUCAUUUAGCCACUGAGCCAAAACUGCCUCUAAACUUACAUCUUUCUUCAUCCAGCCUACAUACACAACAACCUGAAGGGAAAGGGUUUAAUUGACUGUGACAAUAGGGACUUUAAAAAAUUAUAAUCACUGAUGGUGCACUAGUGCACUCACUUUGGAUGCACUCCAUUCAUUUGUUCUCACUGGGGAAUGAGGUUCAGGCAAUUGUCCAUUCUGCUGCAACACUAGUGAGUUCACACCAGAGAGAGAUUAUUCUGUCCUCCAUAAAUGUGAAUACACCCAAUCUUUUGUUAUGGUAGUGAUUCAGACUGAUGGAAGACCUUUUAAAAUAGUUGGAUUGUGGAAUGUGUUAUAAAAAUUCUGUAAAGUUGAUUUGCUAUCAACAUAUAAUAUACUGACAAUAGACUGUUCAGCUGCUCUCACUGAGUACUAGGUUCAGUGGAUCAUGUGAACUUUGUAUCUACUAGCACACAGAAGGGCCAAUCAUGUGUAAUAUGUGUUUGAACCUCCAUUAAACUUGCUCACACUGAUAAGAAAA